GUUUAGAAAGGGGAGAGGCUGUCCGGCGUUCUCAUCAUCCGGCGAAUCGGCCCUCUCUUCUGCCCUGCGAUGCGCCAUGGCCCCUUUCCUUUGGCAUUGGGUUUUUGGAGCCUGGCCUCAACUGAGGUGGUUCCAAACACUGAACGUUUGGUCUCACUGAUCUCCGAGCAGUUCCUCACCAUCACCGGCAACGUCACCGCCUUGGCCGAUCCGAAGUUGCAUCGCUAUCGCCUGGCGUCGGCCGCGGCGGCACGUCACGCGGCGCUGGUCACGCGGCGGUACGCACGCGAGCGUAGGGCUGAGGAGCCAGAGGACUUGAGGCUCGAGGAGCUCGACCCGAGCUUUUGCGAGGCAGCACCACAGUUCCUGCAAAUCAAGAAUGAAUCCAGGAACAUGGAUGAGUUUGACUUUGUGAAUGAUUGCUGCGAACCUACGAAGUUUGACUCUCUGGGCAACGAGCAGUGCUUCCCAGAAUGGCCCUCCUGGCCCGUGCGGAUUUGCUGUGCUCAUCAUUUGUCCCAAGGGCCUUCGAAGAGCUCCUACUUUGCGGGCUUUUGGAGGACCCUCGCUUGGAGCAUCUUUGAAAGCACCCAGAGCAUUGACGAGCCGCCAAUAGCAUUUGAGAGUCACGUGAAGAGCAUCAUGGCAUAUCACAAAUCGGGUGUCAGUUUGUCCACUGAGCUGGUGGGGAAUGUGGCACCGGGGCCCUUGACCCGGUUCUUGUUGAAGAAUCCGGAGGAGACGGUCAUGGUGCCACAUGACUUCCAGGUGACGAAGUUCGGGAACCACAACAGCCUGAGGGGCGGACGGCCCGUGAUCAGCCCCUUCUUCCAAUCCUUUACACGAACCUUCAGUGAUACGAAGACGAGUGAUAUGAUCAUCCACUUUUCCAACCCCUUGAAGUCCGAGGCGCCCCAGUUUCAACACUUCUUGAGCGAAGGAGCUGGCCAAGUGUUGCAUUUGGUUCGAAGGCCCUCAGAUAUGAUCCUUUCAGGCUAUCGAUAUCAUCGACAAGACUUAAGUGCCGGUGAAGAAUGGUUGAAAUUCCGGAACCCGCCUGACUGUUUGAGUUGUGAUCAUGAAGCCUGGUUUGAGAUUUUUCAACUCUGUGGCUUCAGAUGCAGCUACAACGAGCUUCUUCAGAACGUCACUGCAAGGCAGGGUUUGCAAGCCGAGUAUCUAAGAAGCCGCUGGGACAUUGUGAAGAUGCUGGAAAACGCCCAGGCGUGGCAAAGCUUGGAUCACGUGCUCCAGGUCCCUAUGGAGAGCUUCCACCACGACUUCAACGGCACCCUGCGCUGCAUUGCCCGCUUCUUCUUCGACCAGAAACCAGACCAGAUACCGGAGCAACAGUUUUCAGCCGACCUGGAGCGCUUUUUGGAGAACACAUGGCUCCUUGGAGGGGCCCUCGAUCUUGGCGCCCCCGGAGACCCUGUCUCUGCACCACGACACCGGCGACACCGGCGACACCGCGCCCGGCUGUGCGCCCGGCGCGACACUGCCAGGAGUCCCAGGGCAUGUCGCCCGAGGUGCUCCAGAGCUGUCGCGAGGCGCUGCUGCGCGGCGAGCACUGCACGGGGCCGCGGAGUGAGGAUGAGAAGAGCUUUCAAUACAGAGCCACGACACAUGUGGCCUCGACAGUGGAGAGGAGCCACCUGCGAGCGGAGUUGCGCCGGACGCCCGGUUGGCGGCACUUCAUCCUGCUCGCGGAUGCCGCCUUCGAGGCCUUGCUGCUCAGCAGUCGCACACGAGAGCUCUUCGGCUGCCCCACUUGAGCGCCGGUCGGUUCUGCAGAGCGUUCGCCGGCGGAACCGGAACCGCUUCCGCCGCGGACCGGCGAAGGGAGCGGACUGGCGCUGGUUGUGGUGCCCCAAUGGAGGACUGCUUCUCAACGCGCAUCGAGACUCCGGUGCACGGCUUCGGUGGGUGACGCCGAUGGGGGGAGACCAGCGCGUGCCGAGAAAUGGUCUCUCUCAGAGUGAGUGACGCGCAGGUCUCUCUCAUGCUCCUGACAGCGCUACGGCAGUGACAGCCUAUGACCCACUUGCGCUGGUGCAUGCUAAGUGAACUGCAGUUAGUGAAUGAAAAAGGUGUGGGGUUGUAUGUGCAAGGGCUGCAAGGGUCAUGGACACCCACCGACAUGGGCGCUGGCCAACCGUUGGAAC
Messenger RNA from Durusdinium trenchii, 2165 nucleotides. The record is from the annotation of a GenBank genome assembly. NCBI's taxonomy places the organism in Eukaryota, Dinophyceae, Suessiales, Symbiodiniaceae.